Dracunculus medinensis (Guinea worm) is the source of this 3633-nucleotide messenger RNA. NCBI's taxonomy places the organism in Eukaryota, Metazoa, Nematoda, Chromadorea, Rhabditida, Dracunculidae. The record is from the annotation of a GenBank genome assembly.
AUGUCCCCAAUGGGGAUUGCUCCAAAACGUCGCUUGAUGACGGCUGCUCAGCGAAAGGAAUGUCAUAAAGAAAUACCUAAUGAGUUGACGUUUGAAGCUGCGUGGAAAGUUUUCAUGCUAAAUAAGUCAGCUUGUCACUUGCAUUCUGUUCCAAAUCCCAAAACAAAGAAUUGUCGAGAGAAUCCCUAUUGUCUGGAGCGUUUGGGACUUCAAAAAUGGGAUAAACUUUUACAAAAUAUCGAAAAUGAAAAAAAAGUUAAUGAAGCAAUGAACGGUCGAAGAGAUAUUGAAAAAAUGCCAUGUGGGCUAGUAAAUUUGGGAAAUUCCUGUUAUGUUAACAGUUUUUUGCAGAUUUUUUUCAAUGAUCCAUUUUUUCGCCGAUGCAUUUAUGAUUGGAGACCUGUCGAUAAUUUUGUUCAGCCAGUAGGCGAAACUAUUAAUAUAGAGGAACUUAUGCUUUGCUUACAAAAGCUAUUUGUGACGCUUCAAAUAACGCCUUACGAAGAUACGAAUGCUGAAGCUCUUGUAAAGUUGUUGAGAUUGGAUGGCAACCAACACGAUGCUCUUGAGUUUCAAAUUUUGCUUUUUGGGAAAAUCGAAAAAUUGCUAAGCUGUAAAGAAGAAUGGCGAAGUGUUAGAGAAGCAAUUAUGAAUCAUUUCAAGGGAAUAAUAAAACAGACGAUUUCUUGUAAAUGUGGUCGGAAAAGCGUUCGUGAAUUGCCAUUUAACCCUUUUUAUCUAGGAAUUGAUAAAGUUAAAUCAUUGUCCAAAGCAAUUGAAAAUUAUUUUUCAGCUGAAGAGCUUCCCGAUUAUAAGUGCGAUGCCUGUGAAUCAGUAGGUUGCACAAAAAGUCGCCUUAGUAUAAGCGAACCGCCGCCAGUAUUAAUUAUACAGCUCAAUCGUUUCACUUAUGAUAUGACGGGGAGGAAGAGAAAAGUGCAAUCAGCACUUCAAUACCCAAGAACUUUGGUUCUUGGUGGUGUGCCUUACGACAAUUGUGCUGUUAUGAUUCACGAGGGACCCAAUGCUGAUAGUGGUCAUUACUAUGAUUUAAUUAAGCAUCCUGGUACUGGCCAAUGGUUCACUUAUAACGAUGAAGUUGUAAAAGCAUCACCAACUCCUGGUGUUUCUACUGAAAAAGAUCGAAUCUCAAGGAUAACUGCAGAUAUGAAAGGAUGUUAUGCAUUAAUUUAUCGAAGAAAAUGUGAUACAGAUAUAAGUAUCCCGGAUGUGCCAUCUUAUAUUGCUGAAAUGGUCGCUGCUAAGCUGGAAGAAGAUUUUAUUGCCCAAACAAGCGAAUCGGCCGAAACGUCGCAAAGAUCGAUGAAGAAAUUUGAAGAAUAUCAUAACCGCAUACUUAUUUUAUGGUCAGAAUUGCAGGUAAAGUUUUCUUUUUUUGCUUUUUAUAAAUGUUUUUUCCAAUUAUUUCAGGUUUCAGACGGUUGUUCUGCUUUAAUGAAUCCCGAAUCUAUUGUCUUUUUACCAACUAAUUUACUUAUGAAUAUUCAGCGAAAAGAGUUAAACGAAGUAUCAAGAAAAGAUCCGGACUCACCGAAUAAAAAUGAAAAAUUUGAUGAAGAUAUGGAAAAUAUUAAUCUAAAUGAGAAAGAACUUAGUUCUUCAAUAACUUUGUGUAUUCAUGGUAAUAUAUCAUUAGAAAGCGUUCGAAGCGGACAGGUAAAAGCAGUGAAUAGAAAAGCAGCCAAUAUCUUGCUAGAUUUUUAUCAGAUCAUUCUAAAAGCUACAUCUGGUAUCGAAUCGCGAUUAAGGACAGGGAAUGAUAUAUGUAUCGAUUGCAUAUCGGAGUUAAAAUCAGAGAGCGAAUUUUCCUCGUUGAUUGAAAAAAAAGAAAAAUUGGCCAAGCAGUUGCUGCGUGAAAGAAAUAAACGGUAUUUCUUAAAUAAUUCAUUUUAUCAUUCGGAUGACUGUGUUUGGGUAUCAACACGUUCUUUGUCUCAUUACCGACGACUAGCCUUUUAUGCAAGAGAACAGCGCGCAAAAGUUGAUCGUGAACCUUCUGAACUUAUUUUUUCUUCGGCUUCCAAUCGUUCAUUUGAUAAAAAUUUUGUUAACAGUAUAUCUGUUAUUGAAACGCGUCCUAAGGAACUGAUUUCUAAUGAGGAAGAGCAUAUAAGAUUUGCUGAUUCAGAUAAUGAAAAUGGGAAUUCAUUCGUUUUAAAAAAAAGAAAAAUAGACAAGAAUUCAGAAAGUUUGGAGCGCGAAACAAUUCGCCAUUGCAUUGAUGAAAUACUUUGCAAAAUUAAUAAUUCACUGAGUACUUCACAAAAAGAUAUCGAAACAAAUAAACCGUUCCCAUCAUCCAGCAGUUUGAUAAAUGAAACAUAUAUUAACUCAUCCUCAAAUAUGAAUGAAAAUUUCGAAAUUCACCCUGACCUGAUUAACGGUCAUAAUGGAAGCACGGAAGUGGAUGAAAUGGUUUCUUUACAUGAUUCAGUGGAUAAUUUUAAUUCCGAAAAUGGUUUAAAUAGUACUGAGGAUCAAAGUAUUCAAGAGGAUUCCUUUGUUAUUUUUAAUGGUGAUCUUCUUUGUCCUCAUGGAAAUUUUGAUUUCGAAUCGUGGAAAACGAAAGAAAGAAGGAUUGUUGUCGAUAAAUCUGAGUGGCAAUAUCUUGUAAAUCGAAUUUUUGAUCGUAAUCAGUUGUAUUAUAUUAGUGUUGAUGAGUUACCAUGUUCCAUUUGUGAAAUGCAGUUCAAGGCUAUUCUAUGUUCUAAAUUUUUUGAUCUUUGGUACAAGCUAUCUUUUUUUCAGUGCAGAAUAGAUGACAAUGAAGGAAAAGAACGUCGUGUCAAAGAAAUUAAACUAGCGAUUGGUGAUCUUAUCCGUAGUGUUGCUCGUCGAAAAUCAGAUAUCGCACUUUAUAAUAAUCAGUACGAACGUGCUGUUUGCAAGAAUUUCUUGAGAAAAAUGAUUGCUCGUUUUCGAUCACAUAAUCGUUGCCUUAACACUCCUACAAUAUGUCAAGAAUGCAUUCUUUGCUCGGAACAUGGAAUGCCGAAUGCUCCAUUGGAUACUGAAAGCUUGGCUGUACCUGUGACAUUGAAAGAAUGGCAGAAAAUUUUGUCUGCUUUAAAUAUCGAGGAAGAGGAUGCUAUGGAAAUAAAAAUUAAUAAUGGAAGAUUUGAAUCUUUUUGCGAUUUUUGUUUUCAUCAAGAGCAAAUGAAAAUGGAUAACCAACAUUUUGUUUAUGAAAAAGGAGCAGAAAUUUUCGUAAAAUUGAAAAACGAUCAAAAUGAUGAACCUGCUGUCAAGAGUACUGGUGUUUCUGAAGAUUUUUUGGCUUCCUCUUCAAUUUCCCCAAAAAGCAUACGUGCUGCUGUAACCCGACGAGCUCUUGCUAAAAAUUCAAUGAAAUUCUGGAUGAAUUCAUCAAAUACAAUCUGGGAAUUAAAGCUGAAAAUUUAUGCACAUACUGGACAGUUACCAAAUGAUCAGCUUAUUUAUUUGAAAGAUCGGCUUCUAAAUGAUAAUGAUACCUUAGAGCAGUCUCGAGUUGAUCCACGUGAACUUUUGCAGUCGCCUUUGGUUCUAAUUGUCCAACAACCAGUUGGGACGCCUGAUGAACCACGUCAAAUUGAAAGAGGAUUUGCAGAUACUGCUUUAUCUCACAAUUAA